UUUGAUGCUGUAAGCCAGCGUCGAGCGUCAGCAUGAAAUCGAGCUUUAAGAAGUCAGUCAAUUUAUGACAAUUUUGACAGACAUUUCAUAUUCAAACAUAAACAGUCGUUUAUAUUUAAUUUUCAAAUUGUGUUUAGGUUUAUACUCAUAUGAAUUCUGUUUUGGAGCAUAAUUAAUGAAUUGUUAAAAUAUUUUAAUAUAGUGCAAACGUAUAAGAACUCAUUAUAAGUGCUUUUAAAACUAUAUAAGUAUAUUGAAAACAUUUCAUAAAGUGAUUAUACAAAGUCCAAAUAUGUAUUGAGAUGUGAUUAUGUAGUGGAGGUAUUCUAAUAAUAGUUUUCUAUUAAUAAAAGUAUAUAUAAUUGGAAUACGCGAUGUCUGAAAACAAUAUGGAUAGCAAACAGUCUAGGACUUCAAUUUUGAAGCUCAAAAAAUGUGUUAGUGAAUCCAAUGAUUCGACAACUGAUUAUAGAGAAGUAAGAAGAGUUAGUUUUGCCAGUAGCAAUUUUAUUAAGCCAUUUGCAGCAGAUCCCGAAAAAAAUACAAUUUGGGAUAACACUUAUGAAGAAGAAGUGCUCGUUGAUUCAACCAGAUCUAAUGACCAUGAAAUUCUAGACAUGACAUUGGAAGUAACAGCUUUCAAAGAAUGCGAUAAAGAAAAUUAUAUCCCAAUUAAUCCGUUUAAUGAUAGCGACUUCAAAAAUAAAUCUCUCUUUUUAGAAGCAAACGUUACUUCAAAUUCUGAGCAAGAUAUGGAGUUCACAAAUGUCUUACCAAAUUUUGUAGUAGCUAAUAAAAUGCAGAUGGAAAAUACAUCGAGAAAAUUAGAAGAUAAGAAAACAUCUGAAAUGUAUUCAACAGAUAAUGCGGAAAAAACGACAAACGAAAUAGAAGACAUGCAAUUUACAUGCGCUUAUCAAAUUUCUGACAACGUGAAAUGUGUGGACCUAAUUGAUAAUGUUGUAGAAGAAAACAUGGAGCUCACUUGCCCUAUACCACUAUCCAAUAAUCAAGAUACAGUAAAUAAUGAAAUCACCCAUACUGAAAGAGAUUAUAUGAAAAAAGUGGCCCUUAAGAAUAGUUCUGGUGACUCGAAAUUUCAAGAAAAACCCUUUGAUACACUACAGGCUGAAAAUUUUGUUCCGACUCCAACUACUGACAUGGAAAUUAGUAUGCAGCUGACAUGUGUUUUCCCCGAGCAGAAUAAGAAUAAAACCUGUUUGAAUACGAAUGAAAAUAUUCUACAAUAUGAUAUGGAGUUAACAUGUGCUUGUCCAAGGAAUCCACAAAACAAUAAUCUCAAAAAUACAGAUCAAACCAAAAGUGAUUUGAAUACAGAAUUAAAUACAAAAGUUUUUAGUACUAAUAAAGUGCUAGAAUAUUCUAAUAAAGGAAUCUCACAAGAACAAACUGUUAAUGAUGUACAGGACAUGCAAUUAACUUUAUCUUUAGAAAACAUUGUAUCUGAUAAUAAUAAUUUGGAUACCAGUAAGUCUCAACCGUCACAAGAAAUGCGUGUAUAUGUUGAUGUUUCUCAAGAAGACAUGGACAUUUCGUGUUCUUUCAGUGAUAAUAUAAAAUUAAAUCCGGAUGUGCUGUCUCUCAAAGAGACACCCAGUUCUUCUUUCGCCAUGAUCUUAAACAAUAGUCCUCAUUCUGAAUAUCUAGGCAAAAAGAUAUUUAGUACGAAACCCUCACCAUCUACUUCUAAAAUUGACGUUGUUUCAGAUAUCAAUCCAGAAGUUAAAGAUAAAACUCAAUUGAGUACCAACAUCCACCAAACGGGAACCCAAAAUUUCUUAACAGAAUCAUCAAAAGGAACAAUAUCAUCGCAAAAUAAUUAUCCCACAUCAGAUACACAUCCACAUUCGAAUAUAUCUACUAAAAUUGAAUUUGAAGAAGAGAGUUGUGGUCAGAGGAACGAGCAUGAUUGUACUUCCACAAACAAAACAAAUUUAGUAGAUACCAUAACAGUGGAAUUUCCCUCUACUCCAAAAUACGUAAACGAUAUAUAUUCCGUAGAUGAUACCUCUCCUCCACAAUUCCAAGAAUGCGAUGAAGAAUCGAAAGGAAGCGAACAACUAUGUGCUAGUAUAACAAGUGAUGGUGAUUCAUGGGAAUCGAUUCUAAAGCAAGCCAAAGAUGUAUUGGGUUUACCUAAAGUGACAUUCCCCGAAUUAUCUACGAAUUUAUUCGAUAAGAUGAUCGAAACCGACAAAAAAAUUUUGGACUUGUUGGAAUCUUUAAAAGUACCUGAAAUUGAUGCAAUCGAUUUAGAAGAAAUGCAUAAAUUGGAAUUUGGUUCUGCUGAAGUCGAUUCCGGUAACAAUAUCAGAGAAGAAACCAGACUUUCUGAUAUAGUCGCUCCUCAAACUUUGGAUGAAUUGGUUAAGGAGGCGGCUACAAGGUGUGAAAAUUAUUGGGAAUUUGUUAGAUGUGAAAACAAUUAUUAUUGUUUCCACAUCUUUUAUGGUGUCGUUUCUUUUAAAGCUAAAGUCCAUCCGGACAAAGGAGUCGUUGAUGAAAUUUCUACUUAUGACAAUAUGGAAGAUGAUGCUGUACCACUGUUACGUUACCUUUCGCAAUGUUUAAGAAACAAAUUGAAUAAAGAAAACUUGAUGUUGCCGUUGGGCGAAAAUUUUGACUUAUUAACUUUACUAGAUUAUGUUAAUAUGUGCGUGGAUGAGGUUAAAAGGUUCUUUGUUGAAUUCAAUAAAUUGGUUGAAGAGUACGGACCAACUCAUAAAUUGAGGAUGAAUCCUCAAUUUUCGGUUGUAGUGGAAGUUAUGAAAAUAAAAUCUAUUAUAUGGUGGGUAAUAACAUUAAACCUCUCAACGACUAACGUUGGCUCCAUAAUUCACAUCAGCGCCAUGCAUAUCUAUGAAGAAGUCGAUGAAAAACACAUUCAGAAUCUAGGAAAUGAAUUAAUAGGAUCUAAUUACAUCAGAAAUUUCAUUUUACUUUUGGAAGAAUAUGUAAAUAAGGUAGUCAAACAGGUUGCAGCCCGAACGGAGAAUGAAUUUUUUUGAUUGUUUAAUUUUAUUUUUUUAAAUUAAAUAUAUUUUUCUCUACAAAA
Diorhabda carinulata is the source of this 3076-nucleotide messenger RNA. RefSeq lists its product as uncharacterized. The record is from RefSeq and is a predicted model, not a curated record. The transcript has 7 exons. Lineage: Eukaryota; Metazoa; Arthropoda; Insecta; Coleoptera; Chrysomelidae. The coding region runs from base 375 to 3029 and encodes 884 amino acids.